Molecule: messenger RNA, 1512 nt
Organism: Suillus subaureus
Lineage: Eukaryota; Fungi; Basidiomycota; Agaricomycetes; Boletales; Suillaceae
Product: cytochrome P450
Exons: 14
Coding region: 1-1512 (503 amino acids)
Molecular function (GO): oxidoreductase activity, acting on paired donors, with incorporation or reduction of molecular oxygen; heme binding; iron ion binding
Source: RefSeq, a predicted model, not a curated record
AUGAGUUCCCCCCAAUCCUUCCUUGCGCUCAUCCUACUACAACAGCCUGACCUGCGCGUCCCGGACAACACGCAGCUCAUCCUCACUUCUGCGACUUGUCUUGCUGCAGCGGGUGUAUUUUUUGGGCUUACCGUCCUAAAUCAAAGAGUAGCCUUCCUCUUCCACCUUCCCCUCCCACUUGGAGACUUCAAGGGCACACCAUUCCUCACCAUAGCGGGAUGGAUUAACGAGUAUGGUCCUCUCAUCACUAUUCGAUCAAAUUUCGAGCGGAUCGUUAUUAUCGGCCGCUAUAAAGCCGCCGUGGAAAUCAUGGAGGGUCAGGGCAAAUUUGUAGCUGAUCGUCCUCGCAUGAUUGUUGCUGGAGAAAUAGUUAGCGGCGGAAUGAGCAUUGCCCUUGCACCCUUCGGGGACCGGUUCCGUCGCAUGCGUAGCGCACUUCAUUCUCAUCUCCAACCUAAAGCAGCUGAGGCAUAUCAGCCACUGCAGAUGUCACACGUGAAGAACAUAGUUCUUGGCGUUCUUGACAAUCCGCAAAACCUCCAGCAUCAUGUGAUAACUUAUGCUGCAACGACAAUCAUGAAAGCUGCAUAUGGGAAGAAUACGCCUACGUCUGCGACCGAUCCUGAAAUGGUUGCUAAAAUGCGCCCUGGUGCUUACCUGGUGGACUCGAUCCCGUGGCUCAGAUACCUUCCUUGGUAUGGCCGAGAAUUGAAACUGGGGUUUGAGAGGAGAAAGAUACUUCACACUAAUCAUAUGGAAUGGGUAAAAGAGCAAAUGCAGAGCGAUCAGGAUAUCGUUCCAUCGUUCAUGAAACAUAUGCUAGAAAAUAGCCAAUCCUAUGAUUUGACAGAGGCUGAGAUGGCCUUUCUUGGUGGUUCCUUUCUUGGAGCUGGUUCGAUUUCGAGGCGAAAGACUUCUGUGUCGAUAUGCACGGUGCUCAUGGCGGCCGCGUGCUUCCCUGACGAGCGGGCUGGGGUUCGGGCCAAGCUCGAUGCAGUCAUAGGAAGGCACCGAGCGCCGACCUUCAUUGACCAAGGGUCUCUUCCUCGCUUGCAAGCAUUCAUCUCCGAGGCUUUGAGAUGGAGACCUGUUCCUUCAGGUGGAUUUCCUCACCGAACAACCAAUCGCACCUAUGAUGAUUUGUCCCAUCAGGAAAACUAUUGUAUUCCAGCUGGGACUACGGUAUUCGGCGACCAUUGGUCUAUCUCUCGGGAUUCAGAUGUCUAUCCGGAGCCUCACGCGUCCAAGCCUCAACGCUGGAUUGAUGAGCAAGGUGGCCUGAGAGACGAUUUAAAUUUUUUUGUCUACGGUUUUGGUCGGCGUGCAUGUCCUGGUCAACAUGUCGCGGACAGAUCGGUGUUCAUAGCUACGCUCCUUGUUCUUUGGGCCUACAAGCUCACUCUGGAUCCUACGCAGCCAUGGGAGGUCCUGCCAUGCACAUUUGAGUUUAAGAAGAGAAUUCCAGAAAUGGAGCUUAGGAGCAUGUUGCAGCAUUAUCCUAAGGUCGUAUGA